AUGUCUGACUCGGAGGAUGAAUUUGUUUCUGCUUCAGAGGGUGAAGAUUCUUCAUAUGAAAACUCAUUAAGUGAAUGUUCAAUGUCAAAAAAGUUAAUUUCUAAAAGUAAGGAAGAUAAUAUUACAAAAAUGGUACCACUAAAAAUGGAAUCAUCAUCCUCAAUUAAUGUAAAAUAUAGUGAAAAAGAAGAUGUUAGUGAAAAGGAAACUAUUCAAAAAUGUACUAAAAAAUAUUCAUUAGAGGAAGGAUUUGAUAUUGGUGAUAAAUUGGAAGAACCUACUGAUGGUAAAUCAAAAAAAGAAAAACUAAAAGUAAGUGGAAGUAUGGACAAAAAAAGUGAAAUUGACCAUGAUUGGGAUUGUGACUGGGAUAAGGUUAUAGAAAAAUGUAGUUCUUUUAAAAAAGUUGAGAAAAUUUAUACAAGUUGUAAUGUGUCUAAAGAUGAAGAGACUGAGGAAUUGGAAAACAUAAAUAAUGAAGUAGUUUCAGAGGAUGUAACAGAAGAAAUUGUUGCAAAAAUUCAAGAAGCAGUACUUGAGACUGUUCCUGAGCCUACUCUUGAAAUGCAUACUCAUGAAGAUGAAAAAGUUUUAGAAAAAAAUGAGAAAGUCAUUGAAAAUCUUGGUAGUGAAACAUUACCAGAAGAUCCAAUUACAACUACUGAGAAUAAAGAGAAAAAUGAUGAACAUAUUGAGGUUCAAGAAACUCCUAAAGUAAUUCCUGAAGAACCAACAAAUGAUUCCGUUAAAAAUGAUAAAAUAAAACCUAAAAUUAAAAUAAUAAAACCAAUUAAAAAAAUAGCACCUGCAAAAAUUUCUGUCUCUAGAGUUAAUAGUAGUCAAUCAUCAUCUAAUAGUACUGACGUCUCAUCAUAUGAAAAAGUAGAUUCCCCACAAAUUAUUGAAGAUAAUGAUUGGUUUGAUGAGGUUGCAAAAGAAAUAAUAACAAAAAAUGAACCAAAAAAGAGGAAGGCAGUAAAGUCAACUGGUUUAUUUAACUGGGGUGCAAUUAAUGCAGUUGUAAGUAGCGUUGGUGAUGGUAUAUCAAAUGUAGUUGAAAGUACAUUAGGUAUACCAUCAGCUGAAGAGAUGGCUAGAGAAGUAUCUAAACAUGAAAAAGAAACAGUUAAGAAUGAGGUUGUUACUGAAAAAAUUACAAAUCCAUUAGAUAAAUUGUGUGAUGAUAUUUCAAAUCAACAAGAUAUCCCAUCAAUAGGUGGUAUAUUUUCUGGAUUUGUUAAUACAUCACUUGAUGCAUUAGAAAGUUUAGGAAAAAAAACAUUUGAAACAUUAACGGUAACAGAGAAAGAUGGUGAUAGAGAAAGGAGGAAGUUUUUAUUUGAACCAGAGAAACCAGGUAAUCUUUCCGAUAUAUUAAAAGAAUUAAAGAACAAAGAAAAAAAUGACAAUGAAAAUACACAAAAUAUGCGUUCCAUUGGUUAUGGAAGUACAUCACAAAAAAGUCUUACCACUAGUUUUGUUCAUCUUUUUGAAAAACAUGGUGGUUUGUUUAACCUUGAAGGUUUAGAAAUGUUAACACAACGUGUAAAACAUUCUACGAGUACAACAAUAACAAGUUUUGAUGAACAUAUCAAUGGAUUAAGUAUUAAUGACUUAUCUCCAAUAACAAUGGAUAAAUUUGAGAAAGAACUCAAAAAAUUAGUAAAACAAACUAAGGUAUCUUUUAAUCCCAAUCAUAUACUUGCAGCAUCUAAACAACAAGAAGAAACAUAUUUAGAAUCAACAUUAUUAGAUAAUGCAUCUAUUGAUACAAUUUUUGAAAAUGCUAUUGAUGCAUUAGCUUUGUUGACUGCUGAAUCAGUACAGGUACUUCACAAAUUAGGGCAACUUUUUUCAAUAACACCACAACUACCGGAUGACAUAAUUGUUAUAGAGAUGGCAAAGUUAUUUUGUAGACGUGUUACAUAUUUUUCUGAAGAAUAUGCUAAUUUAUUUAAUAGUUUAACAUCUGAUCAAAAAAUUGAUGAAAUGAUAACAAAUAUUUUUUAUGAAUCAACAAAUGCUACAUUAUACAUUAAGAAGGCUAAAUCAAUGAACUUUUUAAAUAAUCUUAAAAAUUUAGCAACACCUGAAAAUAUAACAUUAGUACAAAAUGCUAUUCAAACAAUUCAAAAUACAACAGGAAAUGCUUUAUUGGGUAGAAAUAAUUCAACAGAUUCCAUUACUUUAAUUAAAGAGUCAACAUUAUCUUCAAUGACUAAAUUAGGAAAUUCAUACCCUUUUGUUAUAUAUCAAGACAAGUCUAAUAUGUAUCAUUUAAUUUAUGAAAAGGGACCAUAUUUAUUAAGAAAAGUAAGUGAUAAAAAAGUAAUAAUUUCAAUGCACAAUAUGUUAUCAAAAAUACCAUUGGGACUUUUUAAUAUAGCAGAAGAGAGUGGUAAUGAAACAUUAGUAUUAGAAUGGUUAAAUAAAUAUCCUGACUGGAGUCCACUUCAUAUAUCUGCUGCAGUAGGUCUUGAAAAAUAUAUUUUAAAAGAAUGUCAAAGAAAUGAUUGGGAUGUAAUAAGUUGUCAGGUUGAUUCACAUGAUGGUAAAACAGCUUUACAUGUAGCUGCUGAGGAGGGUAAUGAUAAUAUUGUAAAGUUACUUCUUGAAAGAGGAUGUGAUUUGUCAAAAAUUGACAUUAAAGGAGAAAACAGUAUUCAUUUAGCUUCAAGAAAAGGAAAUCUUGAAUGUAUAUCAAAAAUGUAUGAAUUUGGUGAUUUAAAUAAAAAUAUUAAUGUAGAAAAUGAAUUUGGAGAGACUCCUCUUCAUCUAGCUAUUUAUAAUGGACAGGUAGAUGUUGUUGAAUAUUUAUUAUUAUUUAAAGAAAGUGAUAUACAUUACUUAAAAAUUAAAGGAUUCUCCAAAGGUUCUAUUUUAGAAUAUGGAAGAAAAAUUGAAAAUAAAAAUAGUUCUACUUACAAAUGUUUGUCAUUAUUAUGUCAAUCAUAUCCAGAUUUACUUAAUGAAAUAAUUGAUAAAGAUAAAAAUAAUAUACUUCAUUUGUCAACAGAUAAAAUGUUUCUUCAAGCUAUUCUCAGUGAUUGUUAUGCAAGUACAAAUUUUGAUAUUAAUGCAUCUAAUCGUCUUGGCUUAACACCUAUACAUAAAGCAAUACUUCGUGAUAAUUUAUCAACAUUAAUAACAUUAUAUGGAUAUGGUUGUUCUAUAAAUAAAGGUGACUCCUCCGGUGAUACCCCCCUCCAUUAUGCUGUCAGAAAUGCAGUAAAUAAUAACGGUGAAACGAUUAGAUGUGUAUUACAAAAAUCAAAUUGUCAAAAUAAAAAUAUUAUUGAAAAAUGUUUAGAUUUAUUUGAAAAUUAUGGUAAUAUAGAAGAUCAUACUGAUGAAUUGGAAAGAUUUGAACAAAGUAAUUCUAUGGCUUAUCAAUUAAAAAAAGAUAUAGAAAAUAAAAAACAUUCUGUUAAUGUUUUAUCAUUAGAUGGUGGUGGAGUAAAGGGAAUGGUUAUAAUUCAAAUAUUAUUAUAUAUUGAAAAAAGAUUAGGAGGUAAUUUAAUGAAAUAUUUUGAUUGGAUUUCUGGUACAAGUACUGGAGGAAUUAUUGCUAUAGGAUUAGUUGAAGAGAUGUCUUUACUUUCAAUUCAACAACUUUAUUUAAGGUUUAAAGAUAAAAUUUUUGUUGGUGAUCGUCCUUAUGACUCAGAAAUAUUAAAAAAUAUAUUUAUUAAUAAUUUUGGUAAUAAAACAAUGGCUGAAAUUAAAAAUGAUAAAAAAGUUUUUGUCACAACUGUACAAGGAAAUGUAUGCCCAUCAAAAUUAUGCUUAUUUAGAAAUUAUAUGUUACCAGGAUUUAGUGAUGAAGUAAAUAGAAAUAGAGGUUUUUUUCAAUUAGAUAAAGUCCCAAUAUGGAAAGCUUUACGAUGUUCAACAGCAGCACCAACCUAUUUUGAGGCUGUUGAUAAUAAAUAUAUUGAUGGUGGUGUUAUGGCUAAUAAUCCUACCCUUAAUACAAUUGCUGAUAUACAAUUAUAUAACACAGCUUUAAGUGCAAAGAAUCAGAAACCACAUGAAAUUUCAUGUAUAUUGUCAAUUGGAACAGGAAAAAAUCCCCAAAAAAUAGUUGAAUCAUUGAAUGUAAACUUACAAACUGGAAUAACAGGCGUUAUAACUGCCGCGAGAAGUAUAAUAAACUUAAAAAAUAUUUUUCUUGAACAGGUGACAUCUGCUGAUGGGGAACCAGUUAAUAGAGCUCGAAGUUGGGCCCAUACUAUGAAAAGUCCUUUUUUCAGAUUCUCACCUACCUUUACAGAAGAUAUUGAAUUAGACUGUAAAGAUGACAAUGUCAUUAUAAAUAUGUUAUGGGAAACGGAAAAAUAUUUAAGACAAGAUGGAGCUUGUGAUGUAUUGAUGCUUACCGGAUUUUUAGAAAAUUUUAAACGUUAA
Molecule: messenger RNA, 4407 nt
Organism: Strongyloides ratti
Lineage: Eukaryota; Metazoa; Nematoda; Chromadorea; Rhabditida; Strongyloididae
Product: 85/88 kDa calcium-independent phospholipase A2
Exons: 8
Coding region: 1-4407 (1468 amino acids)
Biological process (GO): lipid metabolic process; positive regulation of ceramide biosynthetic process
Cellular component (GO): mitochondrion
Molecular function (GO): protein binding
Source: RefSeq, a predicted model, not a curated record